This is a messenger RNA of Cheilinus undulatus (humphead wrasse), 3090 nucleotides long. It is a transcript of the gene nectin4b, whose product is annotated as nectin cell adhesion molecule 4b. Bases 404 to 2161 code for a protein of 585 amino acids. Gene Ontology annotation, biological process: heterophilic cell-cell adhesion; homophilic cell-cell adhesion. The record is from RefSeq and is a predicted model, not a curated record. The transcript is spliced from 11 exons. Lineage: Eukaryota; Metazoa; Chordata; Actinopteri; Labriformes; Labridae. Gene Ontology annotation, cellular component: adherens junction.
UGUGCGUGACAACCGGGGCAGGUGUUUGUUUGGUUAAUACUCGGUGUAUUUUCUCUUUUCACUGCUGGCUUAAACUCACUCUACGUGUUUCCGUUUGUUGACGUCUUCUUCUUCUUCUUCUACUGCUGCUGAGGGUUUCAGUCUAAACUCAGUAUGACGUUUAAAGCCUCCACUAAACAGACUCCAACGUGUUCAAGCUGACAGGACAGGAGCAUAAAUUUAUUUUGAAGCUUUUUUUAGAGAUUUGAAGAGGAAACACCUGCUGGAACAGCGUUACUAUUACUGCUGCUUCUGUCUGAACAGAAAUGCAGAAAUCCAGAAUGAACGCUUAAAAACUACAAAUUCAAGAAAAAGAAGAAGAAAGAAGGUUAUUCAGAUUGCAUUUUUUCUUUUUGGACAAAGGAUGGAGCUAAAAGGACAAAUGGCGGAGUGUCUGUGGCUACUCUUGCUAAAUGCUAUGUGUCUACAGGCCGCGUUUGUGGAGCCUCCCCAGCCCGUCAUCUCCCUGCGCUCCAUGGCCGAGAGUCAGACCAGACUGCCCUGUCGAUACCAGGUAGAGGCGGGGGAGAAGGUGGUGCAGGUCACCUGGCUGAAAGCGCUCCCAGACGGCAGCAAGGAGCAGAUCAUCACCGCUCACUUCACAGACGGACAUACAGAGUUUGGGCGUUACUCCGGCCGGGUGAGGUUUGAGGGCGGAAGUCCCACGGAGAACUCAGCUCUGCUCAUCCCGAGCACAGAGGAGUCGGACGAAGGCAGCUACACCUGCCACAUCUCCACCUUCCCCAACGGGAACUUUGAGCGGCACAUCAAGCUCACCGUCUGGAUUUUACCCAUCUCCUUUCUGGAGCCGGCGCUGCUAGUCGAGGGCCAGUCGUUCCGUGUGGCUGCCUCAUGUCGAGCUGUGGGCCGCCCGCUUCCCCGUCUCUCCUGGGACACUGACCUGCCGGGACAGUCCACAAACCGCACCAGUGUGGGGGGGUCAGUGUCCAGCUACUACUCUCUGCACCCUCUGCGCAGCAUGAAUGGGAAGAAGCUGGACUGUCUGGUGUGGCAUCCUGGCCUGGAGCAGCCACGCAGGAUCUCAAACCGCCUGGUGGUUCAAUAUCCUCCGGAUGCCACCAUCUCUGCUACGAGGGCUGACUGGUUUGCAGGUUUGGAGAGAGCCGAGCUGGUGUGCAGCAGCGGAGGACACCCCAAACCUGAGAACUUCACCUGGACACGGAGAGGAGGAGACCUGCCUGAUGGGACAUCUGUGAUUGGAGGGAGGCUUGUGUUUGGGCGGGCUCUUCGUAUGAAUGACAGCGGGGUCUAUGAGUGUGAGGCCAGGAACAACGUGGGAGCAGGAAACACAGAGUACAAGUUGACUGUCACUGAAAAAUCUCUGCAAACGCAGCCUAUUGACAAACAGCUGCUGAUCAUUAUCGGGGCCUCAGCUGGAGCAUUGAUCAUGGUCCUAAUCAUUGUCGUCCUGCUGGUCAACCGCUACCACCGGCACAGAAACAAGAAGCUGGAGAGGGAGCUCAGCGAAAAAACGGAGGAAAUUAACAGUUUCUCCAGACAGGCCUCCUUCAGGAGACUCAACUCUGUAAGCACAGACCCCAGAGUGACGCCGGAGGAUUACGCCAUGCUCAGAGUAGACAGCCGAAUGAAGAACAGUGAAAUGUCUCUGGAGCGUCCCAUCUACAAAGGCAGCCAGUCCACUCUGGGGGGGAAGUGGGGGCCUGCAGGAGGGGUUGAGGUGGACGAACUGGGGCGUCCCGUCGUCUGGCACGAUGGCAGGGAGAGUCUGAGAGGAGCAGAGAUGGACGGAGAGAAGGAGGAGCGCAGGAGGAGGGUGGAGUCAUACCUGAAGAACAGCAACAUGUCACUGGACUCAGGUUUGCCCUCUUCACUGGUUCCCCUGAAGGCCCAGCAGGAAGACGGCGUCGGAGCCAGAGACCCGGACCUGACCCAUCUCAGGGAGGGAGACUCGCCUCCUGAAGAGGAGUGGGCCCCCAACCAGUCAGCAGAGGAAAACCCAGAUGAUGGGGUCGACGAAGACAGCAGCUCCUAUCAGAUCUCUGAGGCUCUGACAAAUCACUUUUACUACAGUAACGGGGUCCUGAGGCCCAGACCGCACUCCAACGCCAUCCUGCUGCACCCAAAAGGACAGAUCAUCUAGAGCAUGGACUCCAAACAAGGAAUCUGCAUUAAGAAGACCUCAUAGUUAUGAGAUGUUUGUUUUGAAUAGAGACAACCAAGCUUUGAUUAUUUUUACCUCGGACGUUUGAGCUUUAUAAAAGAUUAUUUUUUGGCUUUUGCCUUUUUUAAACAGCUGAAGAUAGACAAGAGAUAAGGAAACAAGGAUCCUGAAUUUUAUGUUUUAGGGGGGCUUUUUGCCUUUAUUUUUAUUACUUACUUUUUAUUCUAGAAUAGCUGAAGAGAGACAGGAAAUAUGGGGAGAGAAAGUGGGGGAAGACAUGCACAAAACAUACACGGACGGGGAAUUAAUACUAUAAGCGGUGCGUUGAGGACUAUAGCCUUCCUAUAUGGACACCUGCUUUACCCACUGAGCCAAAGCAGUGCCCCUGAAUUUUUAUUUUUCAGUCUGAAGCCUAUCAUUUAACAAUUUGGAAGAUUUAGAUUUUUUCUAGAAAGAAAAGAGAAGAACAGUGGAAAAUAGCUGAGAGCAAAAAAGAUUAUUUAACUCUCGUAAGAUAUAUAAGACCCAAAAGAUGGAAGAUGCUCAGAGCCCUUUUCCUUUAAAAUGGAAGCAUGCAAGAAUAACAGGUCUUGUUACACAAUGUUUACUGCAUAUUUUUGUGCAAAAUGCUCUGGUUAUAACACAAACUGACACGUGUAAAUAUGCAAACUUCAAAAAUCCAGCGAGUUUUUAGUUCCUUGUUUACAUCAAAGAUAAAUAUGGUUUAAGAUCCCAGGGAUCAACCAGUUUGGAGUAAAGUGCACUCAAAACUUCAGCUUGGAUGCAGCUGUGGAUAAGAAGCUCAUGUAUAUUUUGUUAUAUAUGUAAAAGGAAUAAGAUAAUAGGAGUUACUAUGUGUUUAUGUUGAUGUCUAAUAGCUGUGUGUUACUGCAGAAAAGCUGUCAACC